Messenger RNA from Fusarium redolens, 516 nucleotides. RefSeq lists its product as uncharacterized. NCBI's taxonomy places the organism in Eukaryota, Fungi, Ascomycota, Sordariomycetes, Hypocreales, Nectriaceae. The record is from RefSeq and is a predicted model, not a curated record. The transcript has 5 exons. Bases 1 to 516 code for a protein of 171 amino acids.
AUGGGCUUCAACCAAGCACUAAAAGCCGGGCUCCUCCAGUCUCUGGGAUCAGGCUGGCGCGUAGGGCUGAGCACAGGCAACCCAACAAGAACAAGUGUCCGUGUCGAGGUCAAACCUUCACAUCACCGUCAUCACCGCUACAAUGGCUGGGAUCCAAUGGUGAUGCCGCUUAUUACCACCCACCUUAAUAUUGGUGAAGCUGGAGCAGAAACGGGUUUUCUUCCUAAAACAAAGAUGCUGUGUCAGUUGAAGCGAGUGGAAGCAAUGCUUGCAUCGUCAGAGUGCUCGAAUGAAAUACGAAGCAGCGCUUGGAAAGUCAAGAAGAAAAAGCAAAACAUGUUGAUAAACAUCAUGAAUGGAGAUACCUACAUGCAGUUACUCCACGGAUCAAAGACCUCGGCACCCGCGCUGUCGCUGUUUGGUUCAGACUGCAGUGGUGUCCACAUGGGCACCCGGUUCACAUUCCAGCGGUCGGCCGCCCCAAGCAAAUCUGUCUCUGAGACUCUGAGUUUCUGA